This is a messenger RNA of Xenopus laevis (African clawed frog), 1626 nucleotides long. RefSeq lists its product as uncharacterized. The transcript is spliced from 2 exons. Lineage: Eukaryota; Metazoa; Chordata; Amphibia; Anura; Pipidae. Bases 321 to 1415 code for a protein of 364 amino acids. The record is from RefSeq and is a predicted model, not a curated record.
UCUGUAUGUCUCCUGUCCCAUUGGGGGCCAAAUUAGCCUCUUGUGGGCAUGGGAUGGUGGCAUGACAUGAGGUAGAUGGGCUCAGAUCCCAGAUACAUUCAUAUCAUUAUAUAAGUUUAGUUAUAAAAGUUUAAUUACAGGGCAUCCUAUAGCUUUAAAUUCACAGCUGGGCCAGCAGGUAUGUGAUUGGAGGGCCCCCUGCUGGCUGAAAGCCCGCGAAAAUAAGUUAUAUAUAGAGCCCUCCUCGCAGCACUCGUGUCAGCGCAGCCUGGGGAUAGCUUCAGAAGAAUUUCACCUCUGACCUGCUCGUCGCUGGGAAGAUGUCAGCACCAGGGAGCAGCAAUAGACAGGCUGUGGGACUUGCUCCGACUGAUAGGGAGCGCAUAAUGAGCUGGAUACAGACAGCACGGCCGGAAGAACUGAGCCGAAUGAUGCAGCAGACAGGCAUUGCGUUGCACACCAAUGAGGACGUGGAGGAGGCGGCUACUCCUGAUUCAGAAGACGCCCCCAGUCCGUUAGGCAGACCCACUGUGAAGAGAAAGCUGGCUCUGAAGUGUUCCACACAGAGAUAUGCAGCAAAGACAAAGAAGGCUGCAAUAAAGACUGUUAACAGCAGGAAUGCCUGGCCAGCGAUGUCCCCGCCUAUGGCUAGCACUAGUCAGGCUGUGCAGGGGGAGUUUUUCCAGCCCACUGAGUCCAGUGGAAUGUUUAAUAAAACGCUGCCUGUUAUGUCUUCCCCUCCCCUAUUCUCUUUCCAGCAGGCACCGAGUGACACAGGCAGUGUGAGCAGGGAACAACCAGGACCCUCCAUUCAGCAAGCAGGCGACAUUCAGAGAAUUUGGAUUUUAGGACAUUCUUAUGUACACUGGGCAGAGCUGAGAGCACAGAUCCGGAAGGGUGCAGCAAAUUUAUACCUUUCAGAUAAAAAGUACAAAGUAAUAUGGAAUGGUAUUAGGGGCAUGAGAUGGGAGAAGCUCUUCCAAACUCUAACAGUGAUGUUAAAAACAUGGGGAUACCCUAAGGUGAUUGUGAUACAUUUAGGUGGAAAUGAUAUAGGGUUUAUAAAAACAAUCCAAUUGAUUAAGUCCAUAAAACAAGAUUUGUGCCAAAUUUCUUUAUUUAUGCCUGAUGUUUAUUUGAUUUGGUCUGAAAUUGUCCCUCGGCUGUGCUGGCAAUCCCAACUAUUAAAACCACUUGAGAAAUGCAGACGUAAAAUUAACCAUUCAAUUGCCAAGUUUGCAGGCAAGUUGAACAUAACUGUAUACAGACACCAUGAGUUAGAGAAUGGUUUUGAAGGAUUGUUUAGAGAGGACAAGGUCCACUUGUCAGAAAUAGGAUUGGAUAUUUUCAAUGUUGGACUGCAAAAUGCAGUGGAAAAAGCCUUGUUUUGUGGAGGGGGGCCAAGCCCAAGUUAAGGUUUUAACUGGUCUUGGCGUGGCGGAUGUUUAAAAUGUUAAUUGGCUCCUGGCCGAUACCAUGGCGGGGCUCAUAUAUACACUGAAUGGCAAGCUCUGCAAUUGUACGGAGCUGGGCUUGGUUAUUACUGUUAAUUUAAGCAGUGAAUGUUAAUGGAGUAAUUACAGAUGCUGUUUAAUAAACUUGGCUGUGGCCUUUCUCCACACAAAA